Molecule: messenger RNA, 2925 nt
Organism: Botrytis sinoallii
Lineage: Eukaryota; Fungi; Ascomycota; Leotiomycetes; Helotiales; Sclerotiniaceae
Exons: 5
Coding region: 1-2925 (974 amino acids)
Biological process (GO): regulation of DNA-templated transcription; phosphorelay signal transduction system; phosphorylation
Molecular function (GO): transferase activity, transferring phosphorus-containing groups
Source: RefSeq, a predicted model, not a curated record
AUGGUGAUCCUCAACGGCAAAGGUAAUGGGAAUGUCAAGCCUACUAUUCAAGACAUUCAAGACAUUGCAGAAAUUCGAGAUCUUCUUGAAGAUAUUCACAUCGCAGAUACGAGUCAAAGUUCCAUACCAGAUUCCACGAAAACGCAUUCUUCGAACAAAACAGCCGCCGCCGCCGAAGCCUCAUAUUCAUCCACGAUCCCUUCUACAAUUCCAAAGCCAGCAGACUGGACCUCAGAUCUACCUAACUCUGAGCAUGUGCGCUUUUUUAAAAAUACAAAUUGGGCUGCAACACACCUCGGACCAUUAGAAUCAUGGGGCCUUGCCCUUCGACUUCACACUUUCACAACUUUUGCGGAUUCAAGACCUGCUUGUUUAUAUUGGGGACCUGAGAGAGUUGCAAUUUACAAUGAAAACUUCAUCCAAAUGUCUGGUAACACACAUCCAGCAUUAAUGGGCAAACCAUUUGAGUUGGCUUUCCCAGAAAUUUGGAAUGACAUAAAGGGGGUUUUCAUUCAUGCAGAGACGAGCAAGCUUGCAGCAGACGUUAAUGAGAUACCAUUGAUGGUGGAGAGAAGCGGGUUCAAAGAGGAGACAUAUUUCACGGGAAGCUUUAAUCCAGUCCGAAGGGAGGAUGGAGCAGUUGCAGGCUUUUACAAUUCUGUAGUUGAAGUUACUGCCCAAAGGCUCAACGAGAGAAGACAGUCAAUGUUGGGAUCAUUGGAGAUCCCAAUUGGGUUGCAACAAGGGACACUUGCUAGCCAUGUUAUGCCUCAUUUAGAGUCGAAUCCACUUGAUAUUCCCAUGGCAAUGUUAUAUCAGAUGGACGAGCAAAGCUCUUCUGGGUCCACGGUUUAUUUGCGGGGUCAACUGGGCUUCCCUGAGAACCACCCACUCGCUGUGCCGGAAGCUAAACUCAGCAGUUGUCUUGCCCUAUUUCCAUUGUUGCAUAAGACAAGCAAUAAGAUUUCGACUUAUUCUGUUGAUGAGAGAUUUGAGGGAGUCGAAUGGCGUGGCCACAAAGAUGAUUUUAACAAAGCUCAUGAACCAUCGACGCAUUUUAGCAUACUUCCAAUCUCAAGUGCUGAUCGUAUCUUUGGCUAUCUUAUACUUGGCGCCAAUUCUCGCCGACCAAUUGACGAUACUUACGAUCAAUUCAUAAAUGCUAUUGCCUCGAGAGUCUCAUCAAUUGCAUCUGCCUUGGCUAGCGCCGAGGAAACAAAGCGGAGGGCUGAUCGACUAGAAAAAGAACUAGCUGAAAGUGAGAGACAAAUCAGAUACAUGGCACAGAACGCUCCGGUUGGUAUGCUGCAACUAUCGACUGAAGGUAAGAUCCUCUGGGCCAAUGAUAUGUACUACCGAAUUACUGGCCAUCCGGGACCUGAGGAACCGCAGUACAACUAUUCCUUUCUUGACGUCUUAAUUGAAGAAGACAGGUCUCAAACCUUACAAGCUUGGGUAAAGCUCCAUGAUGGAUCCUCUCACAUUGAGACUACAUCACGGCUCAAGCGUAUGUUCGUGCCACCCAGUGGGGAAGCCGAGCACGCUUGUGUGCUAUCAUUGGCAUUCCCAUAUAUUGUUAAUGGUGAAGUUAAAUCCAUCAUGGCUUGCUUCACCGACAUCUCAGAGUUAAAAUGGGCCGAAGCAGCGGAAGCCAGAAAUGCCGAGGAAGCACGCGCGGCCAAACAUUUAUCGCAUACAAAUACUCUUGAAAUCUUGAAAAGCAAUGUCGAGGCCGCUCAUACGAUAGCUAUGUGUGCCAGUCAUCAAAAGCGUAUUGUGGAUGAUGUCUUGACACUCUCGAAGCUCAAGUAUAUGAUGUUGUCCAUUUCGCCGCAUUCUGCUAAUCCAGCAAAGAUUCUGGAACAGGUCGUCAGAAUGUUUGAAGCGGAUUUAACGUCCCACGAUAUCUCAAUCAAAACAAUAGCUCAACCAUCCUUCGGCGCCAACAAUAUCGACUUAGUCAUGUUUGACUCUUCACGUGUGAACCAAAUAUUGAUUAACUUACUAACAAACGCGAUUAAGUUUACAAGAGGUGAACCAAAGAGAAAGAUCACAGUUACUUAUGGUGCUACUCUUGUUAAUCCAGAGAAGAAUUUCAGCAAGGAGCUUUACUGGGUACCAUGCGGGGACGAGGUUGAAGAUUUGACGCUCAAUCCUGAGUGGGGCUCCGGUGAACCUGUGUUUUUAACAUGCGCAGUCACAGAUACAGGAGUUGGCAUGCGUGCUGAGGAGAUCCCUCGUCUCUUCACUCGCUUCGAGCAGGCCAAUUCGAAAACCUCUAUAAAAUAUGGUGGAUCUGGUUUGGGAUUGUUCAUUUCUCAGAAGCUUGCCGAAAAGCAAGGAGGUAGGAUUGGUCUAUCUUCCAAGUUAGGCCAGGGAAGUACGUUCGGAUUUUACGUCAAGGUACGACGUAGUGUUAAACCACGAAAAGAUAUCCGUCCAAAAUUAACACCAGUAUCAUUCGAUGGAUCUUACUAUGACGGAUCGAAGCCUAUGUACGUUUUGUUAGUCGAAGACAAUUUGGUCAAUCAGAUGAUAUUAGAGAAGCAAUUGAAAAAAGCUGGCUGCAUAGUCUACGUGGCUAACCAUGGGCUAGAGGCUUUAGAGAUAUUGAGACAAUGUUCCUGCUGGCAUGAGCCGGUAAAAGACGCGAAGAAGUUAGAUAUCAUACUGAUGGAUUGGGAAAUGCCUGUCAUGGAUGGUCUCACUUGCAGUCGGGAGAUCCGAGCAUUGCAACAAUCUGGAAAGAUCGUGAGGCAUCUUGAGAUCAUCGCAAUUACUGCUAAUGCCCGAGAGGAGCAGGUUCAAGUGGCAUUACAUAACGGAAUUAAUUUCGUAAUGUCCAAGCCUUUCAUAGUCUCGAAGUUAUUAUCCAAGAUGAGAGAGAGGCUUAGCGGGAUCGACAAUGGAACAAGUUUUCAGUGA